Molecule: messenger RNA, 1334 nt
Organism: Pyrus x bretschneideri (Chinese white pear)
Lineage: Eukaryota; Viridiplantae; Streptophyta; Magnoliopsida; Rosales; Rosaceae
Product: NAC domain-containing protein 6
Exons: 3
Coding region: 88-972 (294 amino acids)
Biological process (GO): regulation of DNA-templated transcription
Molecular function (GO): DNA binding
Source: RefSeq, a predicted model, not a curated record
GUUGUCUUCAGUGCACCAAACAUUCAUUCUCUGAAUUAUACAGUCUCUAAGCAGUACACUAUAAUUUAGCCACUAAUUGCAACUCCAAUGGCAGCCAACACCAUAGAUCCUGAUCAACAAAUGACCCCAGAAUUCGAACUUCCAGGGUUUCGAUUCCAUCCCACAGAAGAAGAACUCCUUGAAUUCUACCUGAAAAGUAUGGUUUUUGGCAAGAGAUUGCGUUUUGAUAUAAUUGGUUUUCUCAAUAUCUACCAUCAUGACCCUUGGGACUUACCUGGGUUGUCAAAGAUUGGAGAAAGGGAGUGGUAUUUUUUUGUGCCCAGGGACAGGAAGCAUGGCAGUGGAGGAAGGCCUAACAGAACCACUGAAACUGGGUUUUGGAAAGCCACAGGCUCUGACCGGAAGAUUGUGAGCCUCUCGAAUCCAAAGAGGAUCAUAGGGUUGAGAAAGACUCUUGUUUUUUACAAAGGGAGAGCUCCAAGAGGAAGUAAGACCGAUUGGGUCAUGAACGAGUAUCGUUUGCCUGAUAACUGCCAGUAUCUCAAAGAUAUUGUGCUGUGCAAGAUAUAUAGAAAGGCAACUUCCUUGAAAGUGUUAGAGCAAAUGGCAGCAAUAGAGGGAGAUCAGAUAAAGAACUUUCAUGCUUCCCCUAACUCAUCACCUCCUCCAACAUCCAUGGAUACCAUCUCAUUUUGCAGCCAAGCAUUACAGGAAGAUCUGACACCGCAAAUUUCCACAAACCAUGUGGUAUUCAAGCAAGAAAUAGAAGAGGCAGCUCUGGUAAUAGCACAAGAGCAAAAGGAUGAGAAUGCAAUGGAGAUCAAGGGGUCUCCUCCUCCUCCUAUGUACAAUCUACCAGAGCUCCAAGUGCCUAAAUAUAGCAUGGACUGGACCCAAGACACAGUUUGGACCCAAAUGAACAGCCCUUGGCUUCAAAACUUGACCCCUUUGGCCAAUAUUCUCAACUUCUAAUUAUUUCAAUAUGUUACGAUAAAAGUUUGGUCAAUGUUAACCUAGACGAAAAUCCAUUAUUUAGGCUUUAUUUGGUUAUUUGAACCUAAACGUGGUAAGGCAUAUAAUAUUCGGGUCCAAACAUUCCUGUAGAUAGAUUUUUUCACAAUUUAGAGCAUCUGGUUAUCCUUUAUCCAGCAAGUGAUCACGUGUUUUAUUUUUUUCUAGACUUCUAGUUAAGGAACAACUUCUCUGUUUUUUCUUUUUUUCAUUUUUCUUGUUUUUUCAUUUUCUCUUGAGAGAGGGAGAAACGUUAUGUUAUCUUAUAUCUCAUGGACAAAUAGACCUGCAAAUAUAGCAAUUAAGGAAUUUUUAUUCUGUUC